AUGGUUUGGGUCCAUAGUGGUUUUUUACAAUUUGGCAGUGGUCACGAAGAAGGUUUGCGUCCAAGCGGUGGUUUGGCUAGCCACCUGAAUGUGGUUUUCGUCUCCUUCAACUUCCGACUACACGCCUUCGGGUACUUGGCUUUGGAAGCUCUAGCAACUGGCCUGGAACAAGACAGCCGUGGCAAUUAUGGCACUUGGGAUCAACUGCUACUGAUGGAAUGGGUUCAGCAAAAUAUACACAGCUUUGGAGGAGAUCCUAAUAAAGUUACAGCUUUCGGUCCGGACGGAGGGGCAGCCUCCAUCUUGUCCCUGAUGGGUCGGAACGCUCCAUUCCGUAGCGCCUGGCUCUUGGGGCCCGCGCUGCUUUCGAAGCGCACUUUCUUGGAUGCCUCGCAGCACAGCGGAAGCCACUUCUCGGAGAAGAGCGGCUGCGGGCCCGAUACCAGCUGCCUAAGAAACCUGUCACCCAAAGAAGUCAUUAGCUCCUACAUCUGGAAUGAUGACCCCACCUUCCGGAUCCGAGAUCAGAAUGAUUUGCCGAUUCAAGGGAUAUUACCAGAGCAACUCAUGGUUGUUGACGGAGAGAUUCUGCCAUUUUCUCCAAUAGAAGCGGCUCUACACAAAAACAUCAAGGACAUUCCAUUGCUGAUAGGUACAAGUGCUCAAGCUGUCGAUUUUUGGCCUGGACCCGAUGAUCUUCAUUCAUGGACGUGGACACAGUAUCGGAAAUACGUUACCACAAGUUUAGAUAGUUUUGAUCCACAGGCCAAUGGACUUGUUCGAGUGUCCAACUAUCCCGGCAUCUAUAGCAGUCAUUUAUGGGAGGCUGUUGCUUUUUUCAACCAACUCCAUCGGUAUAUUGAGUUUCCCUCCGAUGAAGAUUUUGCAUUUAGAGACACUGUCCAACGCACAGUAUUGGAAUUUGUAAAGACAGCGGGAAAUCAAGUGAAACCGGAAGAAUGGUUGACGUACCCCAGUUCUGUUGCAUUGCUCAACUCAAACAUCACGCUAGUCACUUCUUACCACAAGACAAAGUGCAAGUUUUGGUCUUCACAUGGGCUCACGGAUUACGCUUGGGUUAGCUGA
This is a messenger RNA of Uloborus diversus, 1086 nucleotides long. Its product is annotated as cholinesterase 1-like. The transcript is spliced from 5 exons. Lineage: Eukaryota; Metazoa; Arthropoda; Arachnida; Araneae; Uloboridae. Bases 1 to 1086 code for a protein of 361 amino acids. The record is from RefSeq and is a predicted model, not a curated record.